AUGGUUUUAAGAGUGUAAAAGAUUCCUCAGUAAGUAAUAUAAAACGAUUAUAUUUAUAUUGAAAGAGUUUCUAAUAAACAACUAUUUUUGAAUUUAGAAAAUUUUUUAUUAAAAAAACCAAAAUAUUAAAAAAACAAACAAAAUAAAUUAGAUUAGAGAUUUUAAAUGCAUACUAUUUUAAAAAAGAUAAAGAAGCUUGACUAAUUCUCUGAGCAGUUUAAUUUUUUUAUUCAAAAGAGAAGUAAAUAGAAAUAAACUUUAGCUGGUGGUAUUUUUUCUUUAACAAUAUGCAUAGUUUCGAUGUGCUACUUAGGAUACCUUUUAUUUUUAUAUUUUGGAAAUAGAUUACUUCCUAAAAUAACUACACAAACAUAUAUUAGCACCUCUUAUUAGGAAUUAAAGACUAAUGUAAAUAUGUUUGGGUUCUCUCUUAUGCUGCCUGGAGGAAUUACACUUGAUUAAUUACAAUAAAAGACAGGGAAAUAGUAUAUAACAUUUUUAUUACAACAUUCUGUUUAUUAACAGAACUAAAUGGUACGAACACAAAUUCCAAUUUAUAAUUGCUAAGAUCCAAUGUUUUUAGGAUUAUUAUGCAUUGAUCUUUAAAAUUAAUCAGAUUCAAUCAAAACAUUAUUUUAAAACCCAACCGAUCUCAGCUAAUCUUUUUACCACUUAACCGUUUCACCUUGCUAAGGACUUUCAAACUGUGCAACUCCUUAAGAAAUUUAUGAUUUAAUAUUCUAAGACUCAGUAGCAUUUAUUAUUAAAAUAAAAAUAAAUCAAUUUAAUUAUAUAACUUAACAAUUUGAAGAGACUUAUAAAUUUGACUAUUUAUAAUUUGAUGAUUCUUUAAGCAUACAGGUAUAGUAUGUGCUUAGAUAGUCAAAAAACAUUAUCAAUUAAGGGUUGAUUUUCUAGAACACUGAUACUAUUUAUAAUGUUUAAAAUUUUUAGAGAAUUACGACUUAUUUUAUUUCCAUUAGUCACUGA
Messenger RNA from Tetrahymena thermophila SB210, 990 nucleotides. RefSeq names its product transmembrane protein, putative. The transcript has 2 exons. NCBI's taxonomy places the organism in Eukaryota, Ciliophora, Oligohymenophorea, Hymenostomatida, Tetrahymenidae. The record is from RefSeq and is a predicted model, not a curated record.